ACUUACGUCAAAAAAAAAACUUCUUACUUGUAACUUCCCAUCCCUGUCCGUGGAUGAUACGUCAGUAAAAUAAUAUUCUAUAUUUUUUAAGAUUUUAUAAUUAAAAAAAAGUGUUUUAAAAUAUUUACAAUUUACACCUUUUUAAUUCAAUAUGAAUAGUUCGACAGAUCCACGACGUCCUGAGAAGGAAAUUCGUUAUAAACCCGCAGUGACGAGUACUCAAGCCCAACCAGGAGAUGAUUUAACGCCAGAUUAUAUGAAUAUAUUGGGAAUGAUUUUUAGUAUGUGCGGUUUAAUGAUGAGACUAAAAUGGUGUGCGUGGGUUGCUCUUUAUUGUUCCUGUAUUAGUUUUGCUAAUUCAAGGGUGAGCGACGAUACAAAACAAAUUCUCAGUAGUUUUAUGUUAUCUAUUUCCGCUGUUGUAAUGUCUUAUUUACAAAAUCCACAACCAAUGACACCACCUUGGGCAUCUGCUAUUCAAUAAAAAUUUUUGAAAAUUCUUUAUAUUUCACUUUUUCAACUGUAAAAAAAGAGUUAAAAGAAAAUUUAUAUACUUAAUUAAAAAUUUUAUAAAUAUAAAAUUUUCACAACUAUUCCGUGAAUACGUGGCAAUUUUUAAUAUAUAUAUAGAAAUAAAUCAGUUAAUUUUGA
Leptopilina boulardi is the source of this 651-nucleotide messenger RNA. Its product is annotated as protein Asterix. Gene Ontology annotation, molecular function: protein folding chaperone. Gene Ontology annotation, cellular component: endoplasmic reticulum membrane. Bases 152 to 484 code for a protein of 110 amino acids. The record is from RefSeq and is a predicted model, not a curated record. The transcript is spliced from 2 exons. Gene Ontology annotation, biological process: protein insertion into ER membrane. Lineage: Eukaryota; Metazoa; Arthropoda; Insecta; Hymenoptera; Figitidae.